GCCAAGUACUUGUGAAAUGUAAGCUUUACUAUAAAGAUCCCACUUAUAUGCAUGCCACAUCCUAACCAAUUCAUACAGUGGAAGCGGCAUCACUCAACGUGAGUUAAUACACACUAACAAUGUGACUAUUACCACUAACUAGAGGAUUUAUUUCCUAGUAUCGCGAUCUUAUGAUAAUACAAGGGUUAACCGCACACAUGGUUGGCCCGAACCCGAACGUCAUCCCAGGCUCGGAUGGGGCUGGAACUGUCGUCGCAGUUGGGAAGCAUGUCCGUCGCUUCACACCAGGCGAUAGAGUUGUCACGGCAUUCUUCCAAGACUACGUAGGCGGGCGCUUCCAGCCUAAUAUGGCUGCUUCGAUGCUUGGAGGCACCCUUGAUGGUACACUUCGCACUUAUGGAGCGUUCAAUGAGCAGGGACUGGCACGAAUCCCAUCGAAUUUGAGCUUUCUUGAAGCCUCAACGCUGAGUUGUGCUGGAUUAACCGCCUGGAGUGCUCUCUUCGGGCUGUCUGAUUACAAAUUGAACGCUGGCCAAUGGGUACUGACUCAAGGCACCGGAGGAGUCAGCGUAUUUGCGCUGCAGUUUGCCAAAGCAGUCGGCGCAAGAGUCAUUGCAACUACGGGUUCCAGCGACAAGGUGAAGUUUUUGAAGGAUCUUGGAGCUGAUCACGUUAUAAACUAUAAAGAGGACUCCGAAUGGGGCGCUACGGCCAAAACGUUGACGGGAGGUGUUGGCGUUGACCAAGUUGUGGAAGUUGCUGGUCCGGUGUCCAUGGCGCAGAGCUUGAAGGCUAGCUUCUCGGACAGUUUCGCGCACAGGUGUAUAGUACGGCCUAUUGCUGUAGGAUCAAGAAUCUUGCUGGAAGAUUUGUGUCGCUUGUCGAGGCCAAUCCGGAGAAGCUUCGACCGGUGAUUGACCCCAAGACGUUUCGUCUGGAUCAACUCAAGGAAGCAUGUGAGUAUCAGUGGUCGGGGCAACACAAAGGAAAGGUUUGCAUUGAGAUGCCUUAAGAUGGAAAUGAGAUUCAGAGGGCAUCUGGAAGUG
Messenger RNA from Trichoderma asperellum CBS 433.97, 1046 nucleotides. The record is from RefSeq and is a predicted model, not a curated record. Lineage: Eukaryota; Fungi; Ascomycota; Sordariomycetes; Hypocreales; Hypocreaceae.